AUGGAUAAUGGAAAGUUGAGAUAUUUCCUCGCCACUGAAGUAGCACGUUUUAAGAAUGGGAUAUAUUUAAGUCUUCAACUACUUGAAGAGUUCGGACUUCUCGAAACGCCCUUCAAAAACUCAAACUUCUGUACUUGUAGUUUGGCCUUGUCUUCUAUUCUUCCUUUACAACUUUUAAAACACCUAAGGGUCAAGUCUUUGAACCAGUGCAAAGUGAAAGAAACCUUUAUCACUUUCAUUUGCCCCCAAAUACGGAGAAAACCUCUGAGGCGAAACAACUCUUCGAGGAGAAUUGACGCCACAAUCCUCCAUCUCGGCCAUAUUAAGAAUUUUUUUUCAGCCGUAAGAGAGAGCCGAGAGGCCCACCGUGUGCAGAAAGAUUGUCCAUCGUCGAUGCCAUCUCCUCUAGCGAAAUCUUUAGCAAACAUUAUUAUGCCAGGAAAUAAUUUUGGACUCCGUCAUAGCUGUAGAGAGAAUGAGCACUUUUUUGCGGAUUGCCUUGUGAACUGCUUUGAGGUCAAAAGGGAGAUGAAGAACAAGGAAAAAUUGUUCAAUUGCUGCAAUACUAACUGUAAAUAUUGGGAAUGGGUGGACGAGGGAGAAUCAAGUGACGGAUCAAGUACUGCUACUGUUUACUUGAAUAAUCAUGCGGCCCUUGAAGAAGUUCAGCAGUUCUCUUGCAUAUUCCAAUCUCUUCGUCGUAUAACUGAAGAACAAAACAUUAAUAUUUCUUUGAAUGUGACUAUAAGCAUGGCCAACGGAAAGAAAGGGAAGGGGCUGGCAUGAUUUGUGAUUAAAUUUUCUUAGGAUGCAUUGCUACCGCUUUUGAUGUGCAAUACGUGUAGUGUUAUGUGUAGUUGAUGUGUAAUAUGUGUAGUUGGUGAAUUCAAGAAGUCAUUGUAAUGUAUUCGUUUUUUAUGUUUGAAUUGCUAUGUUGACAAUUUGGUGUUGAUAUUAGUGGACUACAAUUUGUGUUCUAUGAAGAAUUUGAAAUUGUCCCAAACUACAUUAUCAGUGCAAUGUUAUUGUCAAUUAA
Olea europaea var. sylvestris is the source of this 1036-nucleotide messenger RNA. RefSeq lists its product as uncharacterized. The coding region runs from base 1 to 786 and encodes 261 amino acids. NCBI's taxonomy places the organism in Eukaryota, Viridiplantae, Streptophyta, Magnoliopsida, Lamiales, Oleaceae. The transcript has 5 exons. The record is from RefSeq and is a predicted model, not a curated record.